Messenger RNA from Brassica rapa (field mustard), 1469 nucleotides. RefSeq names its product protein PLANT CADMIUM RESISTANCE 10. Lineage: Eukaryota; Viridiplantae; Streptophyta; Magnoliopsida; Brassicales; Brassicaceae. The record is from RefSeq and is a predicted model, not a curated record.
CACGAUAAAUAUUAUACAAAGAAAAAAACAAAUAUAACUAAAAAAUUAAAUAUAAAAAUUAAACUUUUAAAAAUAGGUAAAACAAAAAAUAUACCUCUCAUUUUUGCUAUUAUUACUGUGUCCAUAUGGUGAAAUAUUUUCGCAUUAUUAAUUCUAAGGGUAAUUUUUUCAAAUAAUCAUUUUAAAUUUUUGUUACAAAAAUAGUCUUUAAAAAAGAAAAUGACUAAAAUAGUCUUUCUUUUUUAUUUUGAAAAUUUUUAUUUUAAUCUUUUAUUUUUUUGAAUUUGAAAUCAUAUCCCAUAAACCCCACGAUUUAAUUCUAAACUUAAGUUUAGAUUAGUUAAAUUUAGGGUAUUUUAACAUUUUAAUAAAACUUUUUUUUGGUCAUUUUUUUCAUUGAAAUUUGUUUCUAUAAUAAAAACUAAAAUAAAGCUAUCCUGAAUUUUUCUCAUUUUAAUUAAUAAUCCAAAAAUAGGAAUAGUCAAUUAAGCACAAUAAAAAAAUAUUAAGACAGCUUUCUUCGACUUGCUGACAAAAAUAAAUGAAGAAGUCUUUGCCUGAACCAAAUUUGCAUGACUCUGCUUGAGAAAUCUGGAUUGGAAUCUCUGAGAGAUGAUACUCUGUUUUUGAUCAGAAGCGGAGUCUGUGAAGAUGCUGCGAAUCUGAGUUGAUGCCUAAUCUAAGCUAAUCGCUCCGGCUUGACGAGCUCAGGCAAAGACUUCUUCUCACCUGUAUCUGAUUCUCCUAAAGAUAGGAUGAAAGAGAAGGGAGACUACGUGCCGCCGCGUUACAUUCCGUUAAGAGAGUCUGAGGAAGCUGAUGCUACAGAAGAACAAGCAACCACCACACCAACAAGUCUUGAAGUUGCUGUUUCUGGAGAGACAAGAGAUGGUCCGAAACAAUGGUCGUCUGGCAUAUGCGCUUGCUUCGACGACAUACAGAGCUGUUUUAUAGGUUUGUUCUGUCCGUGUUAUAUCUUCGGCAAAAACGCAGAGUUGUUGGGGUCUGGAAAAUUUGCAGGACCCUGCUUAACACAUUGCAUUUCAUGGGCGUUGGUCAACACCAUUUGCUGCUUUGCAACCAAUGGUGUGUUGCUUGGUCUACCUGGAUGUUUUGUGUCAUGUUAUGCUUGUGGAUACCGCAGAUCAUUAAGAACCAAGUAUAACUUACAGGAGGCUCCUUGUGGGGACUUUGUAACACAUUUCUUCUGUCACUUGUGUGCCAUUUGCCAAGAAUACAGAGAGAUCCGAGAACGUAGCAGCGGCUCAAAUCCUCCUGACAUGAAGAUGGCUGUUACUGACGCUCCCAUAGCUCAAACCAUGGAACCAGCUAACUGAUCACUACUAUUUUGCAAUGUAGAAGAUCUUAUGAUCACUUUUGCAAUGUAUUUGAGAAGUUUGGUGUAGUAUAAUUUUUUUAAGGCUCUAUAUAACUUUAUCAAAGAUAUAUAAAAAGUUGCAGCAUUCGGA